GUUAGUGUGCUGGGCUGAAGUGGAGAAGUAGUUGCAUAUCCGUGCGCAGAACAAUCGUUUUGUGGCGAUUUUUCUUCGCUGCGUUUUUCUUUUCUACUUUCGCGAUCGUCCUUCACGAGUGUGGGCAGCGGAGGUAUUUUUUCUCUGCCUUUCGGAAACGUUAAUCUUUUCGACGAGUCCAUUUCGGGUUUCGCGUGAAAAAUGGCUUCUGCGGUGCGAAAUUGAAGUGAUAAUUUAUCGUUGUGACGUGCGCGAACUGCCGCAGAAUCGGAUUUGAAUCCCCAUUGUGACGGAUGUGAGAAGCACAAAAAAAAGUUUUCUGCAGAUAGAGCAGGCUGCAGAAGAAAAAAAACAGAAAAGGUGGUGCGAUUAUUCGUGUGUGCGCAAGCUGCUAAGUUACUGCUCAGGUUUGUGUGUGUUUUGCGAAAAAAGUCAACACGAAUCAAGAAAAGAAAAAAAAACACGUAAAGUGCUGCCAGAUAAAUGGAUUUCAGUUGGAUUUAUUUGGUUUAAGAGAUUAAUAAAUUUCGCUGAUUGAACGACAGGAUUACGAGAAGAAAACGGCAAAGUCUACGUACUAGGAUAACAAGUAGCACGUGGCUCUGUUCAGCCAGAAGCCGAAUUGUUAUCUUACUCUCGUUUACACACGGAGCAAGGCCUGAGGAGGAUGGCCGAUUAUGGCGACUAACUCUCCCAAGAAGCCGCCAGAACAUGAUACGACCACCGAGACCUUUGUUUUUAACCACACCGUCAAUAACAUCGAUAAUAGCAGCAGCACCAGCAGCAGCAGUGGCAAUUUCCUAAAUAAACGGCGGUCAACUUGUUCCUGCUCGAACAUUGCUAUUAUGCAAUUGUUUCACGAGAUGAAGCAGAAAUUUCCUACCGUGCCGGACCAUGUGGUUUCCGAUGUUGUGACGGCCAAUUGUCAUAACCGACCGGCGUGUAUCGAUAGUCUAGAGAAGGCGGUUCUGGGGACCCCCUCAACGGUGCAGGCUUAUCCGUCGCAAUCGAUACACAGUACAACGCUGAAGCGGCGGAUAAACGAGCGAAAGUUAAGCAAGCUGGAAAGCAGUCUUAGCAGCGGCAGUAACAGCAGCCGGGAAAAUAGUGUCGAUAAGCUAUCGAGAAGUGUUGGUGACGCCAUCGGUAGCAGUAAUGGUGAUUUCGUAGACAAUAAUAACAGGCUGAAUAGCGGCGCAACAACGGUCAACAGCAUUGGCGAUGUACCACGUGACAGUGGUAGUGCAAAUAAUGCUGAUAACAACCCAACGACAACGACGACUACCACUGCGGCUGCUUUUGAUAACAAUAAUAAUCGAGUUGCAUUGAGCAGACCCAAUACUCUCGCAUUUAGUGGGCCGCGGCCGACGCGAGUUGCUCCGUUACCGCCCAUCAGUUCUACCAUCACCGCUAGUCCGGAACUAGGGGAAACUGUGAACGUCCAGUUAAACGUGACUGUGUCGCCAGUCGCUAAUCGGAGUCCAAUCGGACAUCGUCAUACGUCCACCCUACAACUGCAACCGGAACCUCCUUAUUCUCGUGAAUUAGCGCAAGCAUCAAGUAGUUUCAAUACUCCCGGGGCGCUGCCUGCCGGGGCUAACAGUCGGAGUUCUACGUCUGUUAAUUUAACAUUACGGCAGCCGAGCGAUCGACCGCAGUCACCUAUUCACAUUCACGCUAGUCCCCUCAAGUAUACGGCCAAAGGCUUCAACGCUCAGUCUGGCAUCCAGAGCAAGCUCGAAAUCACCUUUCGCGACGGGUUUGGAUCGAUCAGUGCCAUGAGAACACAUGUUCCUGGUUACGAAGCGGGCUCGACAACGACAGCUGGUAUCACCUGUACUGAUGCCAAUGGCAAUGUUAAUAGUAGUAAUAGUCAUAGUAAUAGUAAUUAUUUAACACACGGGCAACAGCAGCAGAACCCUUACAGGGAUCCACACUAUCAGCAGAUGAUGGCACAGUACUUUCCGCCGAAUAUCGGCGAAAGCAACAUGCAAUCAUUUGCAAACAAUGAGAAUGAUGGACUUAACCGGCAGCAUCUGUAUCAGAACUACCUAACAGAGGUGGCCAUAACGCAGCAGCUGGAUCAAAAGAAUCGCUUGAGCGAGGAAGUUGAUCGAUACCGACAGCAGCUGGAUUCAAUCCGUCGGGAAAUUUGGGUCCUGCAGCAACCUCUCUCGCCACAUGAUGCGCUCUGUCUCAGUCGAGAGAUCGAAAUACUAGCGUUUGAAGUCGACCAAAUGCAAAAAGAGAUCGACUCGGCAGAGCUUACUGGCUCGGUCAGCUUACCGGUGGCAUCUGUGGAGGAUGGCCUAUCCGCACUCAGCAUAGAAGCAGGAUCUCCCACAGCACCGGUCGCUCCAAAUGUCAACCGACCGCCCCGUCCGCCAAGACCGCCACCACCGAAAAUUCCACAACCCCAUCCAGCACCUUCAGUAUCAGCCGCCGGCGCCGGCAGUACGUUGUACACGCUUGAGGGUCGAUAUCCGGGUCGUUCUAUAUCGGCUCCCGCCGCCGGCGGUAGGUCAGUCGAUCCCACCGGCGGCAGUGUAAUUAACGUUGGAGAGCCAUGGACUUGCAGCCUUUGUACAUUCCAAAACCACGAACUCAUGACCAGAUGCGAAGUGUGCUCGUUGGCCAAAGUUCCCGGUAGACUAUUACCUCAAGUUUCCGUACCAGCGCCGUCAUCUGCAUCAUCCCAUCAAUCCGCCGCACUAGCUAUUGCAUCACCGUUGCCUCAAUCAGCGCCAAUAGCGAAUAGCGUCUUGCUACAGUCACCCUCGACCACCUCCUCCUCCUCGUCGGUAGCCUCCUCGACAGCCUCAACGCCGCAAGCGCAACCGGCUCCGCCGCCAAUCCAAAACGCUCAGUAUCAGAAGUCGUCGAUCGAGUGCUGAGGAUAUACGUAAACGAUACCUCGAGGAGCGAAGGGUGGGAGAGACAGCUCUAACAGCAACUGCUAUUUACUGCACUACAAAAAAUCCUAAAACAACAAUCUGGCCGCUAUCAGUCGGAGUGAAGAGUGUGCUGAUUUUACCAGUGUAGUUGUUCUUUCAAUGAAUUCGAUUGUUUUCCUUUUUUCGCCGGAAUGAUUGUGCAAGCUUUCGUCACGCAAAACAGAUAACACACCAACAGACGCCGCUGCUGGCAGGAAACCAUCUAGCGAAAUCAAAUUCCCCCCCCAAAAAAACAUGCAAAUGAAAAAAGAUAACCAUUGUCCUACAGUGUGUGAAAAACGACUCGCUCGCUCGCUCGCGGAGAUGUUGCUGUAAUCACAAGUGUAGGACACGCCUGUCUAAUUAACGUUCGAAAUUAACGUGCUUUAUUUUAAUAUUCUAACACGCAAAACCUUUCUAAGACCGUACUAAGAGUUUUGAACUAAUUAAUCGUAUAGUGUGUUUUGCUGUGGCGAGUGUAGUAGUGUACGCGGGUGUCUUUAUCGGGGGUUGAACCAACCAAGAUAAGCUUCGAUGGACGGAAGCAGCACACGCGCAUGUACCAGGCCGUGAUCGGAGUGUGAUAACUAAUGUAUCUUUAUCUUUACAUGUUAACUUCCACAACAAUCAACAACAGUGAACGUUUAUAAGUGUAAAGUUAAAUUAUGCUGAACUGUAUGAUUAGGAUGGAUAUCACCAUUAUCCAGGUUGUAAAACGUGUAUAACGAAAUUGUUAGCGGCGGCUGCUUCGAAUAAGUGUUUACGUUUUAAUUAGCGGUAGCAUACAUCUCAGGGAAUUUUAUGCUAGACUAUUUUCGGUUUUUAAUGUAGGUUGUAGCUCAUCAUUUUCACUUUAAAAAUUCUAAAAAGAGCAUUGGUUUUGCUAUCUGUUUCUUGCUACAGCUUGAAAAUAAUUCCCAAUCGCAGUAAGCUGGAAAACAUUUCCAAUCCCUACCAUUUGAAGUUUGAGAAAAAUAAGUUUUUAGUUGAUCACGAAAAAUAUAAUUUAAAAUAAUUUCAGAAAGUCGAUAAUCUGCCUAGCUCCUGAAAGCUAAGCUGAGCUUUUUUGAUGGGUUCUGCUGUCACAAGGUUACUGAGUCUGCUUUGACAAAUGAGUGAUCAUGUAUUCUUAUUCUUAUCUAAGGAAAAUGAGAACAUUCGAUGUCAAAUGACUUUAGUGAAUUAACAUGAGUUUAUCUUAAGACUUCUCCACAUCCUUCCUUUGUACUAAAUUUUGCAUUACCCACAAUUAAGGCCUUCUGCCGGGACGCAAUUUAUAAGAAUGGUACUGGCUCGAGGAGCGUAAUGAAGCCUCUUGUUCAUAGGCAGCCCAGCUUAUUGAGUUACGUCAGUAGGCGAUCCGCCAACGGUGGAAGGCAGGAAAACCUUGUCUAUAAACAGAAACAUUCUGCUUCCAAAUGCUAGCCGUAGCGUAGAACAAGGCUAAUUGAUUUCUAAACAUCUCUUCUUUCCAAUUUAUAAUUAUUGAAUUAAUGAUAGUGUUUACAAGUGUUGGAUGUUGAUGUCACGAUAAGCAAGGGAGCAACGAUCAACUUAACCAGAGUCCUGUUUAGGCCUAAAACGCUCGCCUCCAGUCAAUCAAUCAUUAACAUGGAGGUGCACCGUCACGCAUUGACUUACGGCAAGGGUCAGGUCCCGUGAUUCAAUAAUAUUUACACUCAUGUUUAUUGAAAUCACUGUAACAAAUUAUGAAUCAAAUUAUAAAUUCUAAGGGGGCUGUCAUUUGACAACCGAUCCAAACUCUCUUGAUUCUAUUUUUUCUUCAUUGCCUGUGUACUCACAGGACAGUACUCAGUAAUGGAAAUGUUCGCCAUUAUAUAGGUAUACAAGUGAAAACAAAGGGCGAUCAAACCGAGAGAAGCGGUUGUGUUGGUAGAAUGUCCACAUACACUAUCUAAUCAAAACUUAUUUGUGAUCGCGUACCACCUGCUCACCAAGCGAGCAUCAAAGUCAAACAUUCACAUUCUGUGUUUCAACUGACCGGUAUUUCGAUCGGAGGAGGAUGGUAUUCCUUAUUCCGCCAGCCAAAUCAAAUGGACAAACAAGUCGAUCGAAAUUAAGUAAGAGUUAGCAAAAGCGGGUUCCAAUUCGGAAUUCAUCGGUCCGGAGCCUUUUUGCGGCAUAUCAAAAUGCACAAUCAAAAUGGAACUUAAACGUUGGGAAGAACAAAAGAUGACGGCCAAUUGGAUGGCUGUCAGAGGUUCUAACCAGUCAAAAAGAUUCAUUAAUCUAAACGCAAAAAAAACCACCAAAAAGCUUAUAGAGUUUAACAAGAGAGCUCUGUGCACAUACACCGGCCUAGUAACAGGGCACUGUCCGAGUAGACAUCAUUUAAAGAACAUGGGUCGUGUUGAAAAUGAUAUCUGUCGCUUCUGCAAUCUGAAAGCGAAACGUCGGAACAUCUGCUCUGCAGUUGUAGUGCGCUUUACAUGAGCAGAGCUGAUUUUCUUGACAAGAGAUCUCCUAGUGAAAUUUGGUCUGCUAAUCCCGGGAAGGUUAUCGGUUUCGUAAACCAGAUUAUACCUGACUGGGAACGUGCAGGAGCAAAUGGCUAGUUGUCUAUAAAAUGGCAAUUGGCUUGCAAGGUAUGUACAGUAAACAGGGAUAUACUACAAAAGUUCAAACUAAUGGACAAAGUAGUCAAAUCCCCCAACAAAAAAAGUAAGAUCAACCAAUAAUCUUUGUUUUCGUCACAAAGGUAAAGUUGAUUGUUCUGUUACAGUAGUAAAGAACAAACUAUUCUGAUAUGUCUUACUUGGCACGCAGGAAAUUAUUGUCGUUGUAUGGCAUUACUUUCGAGUACUAACCACGCUGGAUAGAAUACCUAACACCCUCGUCUAAUCAUCCAUUUGAUCCAAUCAGUGGCAUAUUUGAUUUCGCUGAUCCCAAAUAUUUACUUGUUUACUUACUUAUGUGUCCAUGUCCGCUGGUCCGACAAAACAAAGGGAUGAAAUCAGAGAUCUCCACUGCCGACGGUUAUCCACCAUGGCUUUUCUCUGUCGCCGAGACAAGUUCUCGUCUACAACCCGGAUGUCUUUGGGGUCUUUGGCAAAGCUGCGUCGCCUUGAGCCUCUGGUACUGCCUCCUCAAUGCUAUCCUUGCUAAUACCAGUCGAGUGCUUCUCUGCAAAUAUGCAAAAAUAAAAAUGUAAGACAUUUUUCGGAUCUUCGAAUUAAUUCGAGAUAUUUAGCGAUAAAUCGACUACCAGUCCAAAUCUCCGAAUGCUUAAUAUUUACUAACAUAUUGAUCAAAUUUAUUUUCAAUCAGGCAACCAAAAGGAUUGUUUCGAAGCAGCCGCUUUACAAAAAUGUAUCUAGCUAAAAUCAAUUGUAAUUGUUAAAGAAAAAAUAAAAACAUAAUUUAACA
Messenger RNA from Sabethes cyaneus, 6320 nucleotides. RefSeq names its product dual specificity protein kinase splB (gene Tab2). Gene Ontology annotation, molecular function: ubiquitin binding. The transcript is spliced from 4 exons. Lineage: Eukaryota; Metazoa; Arthropoda; Insecta; Diptera; Culicidae. The coding region runs from base 678 to 2894 and encodes 738 amino acids. The record is from RefSeq and is a predicted model, not a curated record.